GUUAUUUUCAAUGGUGGUGACAGUACGAGACCCUGCUAGUGACGUGAUGAAAAAUAAACAUAACUGAUAAAUAAUAGUGAUAGAUCUACAGCAAUGUCGAGUUCUUCAGCUCCAUUGUUGACCCAUCUUGAAGCUGAAAAUACUUCUUCGCCUUUGACGUUUGAUACCAUCAUCGAACAAAGCUUAUCUGACUUUGGGCUCCGGCAGAUUCUACAGAUAAUGUUUAUCGGGCUUGCCUUUACGUUCGACUCCAUGCAGAUAUUCAUCACCGUCUUCACAGACGCAUACCCUACAUGGCAUUGUCUCGACCACACGAUCUCCGAUCCGACAACUACAACCAUGUGUGGACUACCUAGGUCAGCUUGGGACUGGGACAAAGGAUUCAAGGGUAAAUCCGUCAUUUCAGAGUUCGAUCUUGAGUGUUCGAGCUCCUUCCUCAGAGUUCUCCCCACCUCUGCUUUCUAUAUGGGUUCCAUCGUCGGAGGGGUUUUGCUUUCCACGAUCCCAGAUGGUUUCUUGGGACGCAAGCAACUGCUUUUCUUAUCAACUUUGACAAUGUCAGUGACUGGAAUCUCGAUCUUCUUCUCCUCCAACAUAUGGAGCUACGUUUUCUUGAAGUUCUUGGUUGGUUUCGCGCGUUCUCAGACAUGUACAUACGCGUUAGUUUUGAUAUGCGAGCGAGUUUCCACAAGGUGGAGACCUAGAUCUACUAUGAUUCCGUUUACUCUGUUUGUGCUAGGGUUUAUGUCUCUCUCUGGAAUUGCUUACCUUGCUCGCCACGUUUCUUGGAGAGUUCUUUAUCUCUGCACAUCGGUCCCGGCUGCAGUUCACAGUGUUUUCCUCUGUUUCUUCGCCUUAGAGUCUCCUCGUUGGCUUCAUCUGCAAGGAAGGAACCAAGAAGCCAUUGAAGUACUCAAAAGAAUCUCACCUGAAACUAGACCUUACUUGGAGUCGGUCUCUUCUCGGUUACCUCAACAACAACAAACCCUAGAGCAGGCUCCAAGGUACACGAUAAAGGACUUGUUCAUCAGAAACUGGGCUUUCAAACGAAUCGUACUUGUUAUGAUCAUAAUGUUUGGAUUAGGUAUGUCUUACUACGGAGUUCCAUUAGCCGUCAGAUACAUAAAACUCAACAUCUACUUAAGCAAAGCCCUAAACGCAAUGGUGGAGCUGCCUUCCUUUGUCAUAACACCGAUCUUGCUGGAGAGGUUCACCAGAAGAAGCUCUGUGCUAGUCAAUGCCUUAGUGGGAGGAGCGUCAGGGGUGCUCUGUUUCGUCCUAAGCCUUCUAGGUAGAACAAAGAUUGCUUUCGCUUUAGAACUUGUCUCCUUCCUCUGUGCGAGGAUUGGAUUCAACUUGAUGGCGGUUUAUAUCGUUGAGAUGUUCCCUACAUGCGUGAGAAACUGCACUAUGACGAUGCUUAGACAAGCACUUGUGGUUGGAGGAGCUUGUUGUCCGCUCAUUGCUUCUAUUGGAAGACAUGUUCCUUCACUCUCUUUCGCGGUUUUCGGGUUUGCAAUGUCGGGUUUCGGGUUAUUUGUUUUGCUUCUUCCUGAGACCAAAGGGUCAAGUCUUUGUGAUACAAUGGAAGCACAAGAGCUGAGAGAUCAAGCCUUGAAGAUUAUCCCUAGUUGUUGAAA
This is a messenger RNA of Raphanus sativus (radish), 1640 nucleotides long. Its product is annotated as organic cation/carnitine transporter 5. The record is from RefSeq and is a predicted model, not a curated record. Gene Ontology annotation, cellular component: membrane. Bases 94 to 1638 code for a protein of 514 amino acids. The transcript is spliced from 2 exons. Gene Ontology annotation, biological process: transmembrane transport. NCBI's taxonomy places the organism in Eukaryota, Viridiplantae, Streptophyta, Magnoliopsida, Brassicales, Brassicaceae. Gene Ontology annotation, molecular function: transmembrane transporter activity.